Molecule: messenger RNA, 3956 nt
Organism: Biomphalaria glabrata
Lineage: Eukaryota; Metazoa; Mollusca; Gastropoda; Planorbidae
Exons: 3
Coding region: 179-1192 (337 amino acids)
Source: RefSeq, a predicted model, not a curated record
GGGUCACCGCCUUCACCGUCAGGCACCGUUUUGUCUGUUAUCGUAUCGCUCACGUCUGCUGAUAACUUCUUUAAGAUUGGCUGUGAAGAGUGGUACCAUUGCCUCAUUGGAGUCUUUUUUUUCAAUUGUAUUUUUGUUUCGUUGCUGACACCAAGGUUAACUUAUUAGUGGUUUGAACAUGUCACUGGUUAACUUGACAUUCCUUAAUGAUUCGAACUGGAUCGAUGACAUAGAUUUCAACGCCCUGAGCAAAGUUCACCUUGCCAUGUACAGUUUGAACAUUCUCCUGGGGAUGCCUUUCAACCUGUGGCUCCUGCUUGUCCUUCUCACAUCCGCCGACCUUCGCUCACGUCUGCGAAACAAAAUCUUGGCUUUUAUCUGCGUUCAGCAUCUCGUGGAGAGCGCCCUGAUAUUCCCACUCAUUGUAGACUUGUACAGACGCUACAACUCUUUCAAGAGCCUGUCUUGCCUGGAAAUUGCCUUGUUUUACAACUUCCAGCUCAUCAGCGACUUUGUCUCCAACUGGAACGUCUUCUUGCUGAUACUCUUUUACGUCUUCCACGUCUUUAAUUUUCAGCCCUGCAGGACAUUGUCCUCCAAGGCAGUCACGGUGUUGACGUGCUCGAUGCUGACGCUUCCAUGGGUCAUCAGCGCAGUCCUGACCCCAUCGGUCAUGAAAUUCUUCCACGAUCGGCGCCAAGUUUUUGAAAACACAUCCGAGAUCCUGUCCUACUUAAAGUGCCUGCAGCCAACCGGUGAUUCGUAUGUUAUCUACAAGUCGCUGGAUACAGCCGUGCCGCUGUUUGCCGCGACCCUGCUGCUGGUAGCCGGGGUUCUUCUCAAGCGAUGGGGGCUCUCGGGGAGCAGGGGUAUGGCGUCCGAGCUGAUUGAGCAGGAGCGACCCGAGGUGGAUAGCAUUGUUCCUUACCUGGCCGCUUUGAUCGUGACCUACGUUUGCGACUUUGGAGUCAUCCUUGCCUACUUUGAAGUCAUUAUAGUCUACGGGACGUAUGAAAAUUACAUCUGGUGGCAGGUGAGUGAAAUGCUGGCGAAUGUUCGAGUCAUUCUCUUCACGGCCAUCAUCUUCUUCUUCAAGGACAUCAGAGUUUCAGCCAGAAACUGGAGGCCGAGACGUCUCUUGCAGUCUCUUCCAGAUCUAACCGUCAGCUACAGAAAAGAGAGCGCAGAAUGACCAACCAGCCAGCUCCCAGCUUUAGUGAAUACGUAAAAUAAGCCAAAAUAAUUAUUUUAGAAAAAAAAAGUUUUUAUUAUUUUGGUCUGAAAUGUCAGAAUCUAUACAUAAAAGAGUAAAAUAUAGUUCAAGUUGGGAUGAUUAGGUGGAGACUAAAAAUAAUAGAUAAAAUGCUAACAGGCCAAUGCGAAGUCAGAUGCAGAAACGAACUAAUCUGAUCAAAAGCAAUAUUUUCUAGGAAUCAAAAGUGUGAAGAAGAGAAUCUCUUUGCAAUGCAUGUGGCUUUAACUCUUUCUCUCCUAAGUGACGAUAUCAUCGGUGAUUCCACUAGGAUGUGGUAAAUAAUUACGGAGAGAAAGAGUUUUAAAAAUCCUGAACUCCAUAGACAAGUAAAAUUAAAGAGAAUUAAAAGCAAGUUCAAUGUUAUCAGAACUAAUCCCCUAAGUUAUUUGAGAUAUUGUAAGUCCACAUAUAGUAUGUCAGUAAAAGAAGUAUACUUCUCCUUUCAGACCUUGCUAUAUGUAUGGGACUGAUGAUGAUGUUAAGGUCAUUUAUUUCUUUUGCCAACGGUUAACUAGUUGGGGGUCAUGUGGUCAGCACAUCGACAAACCGCCUUUAAUUUACCUUAUGUCUGGCUCCCAUUAGAGUUUGAUGUAUCCGGUGCAUAAAAUAAAUGAAGUGUUAAUAACGUGUACGUAGAUUCUGCACGAAGCUUAAUGAGCAAUUAGCAGGGGCGUGACAUAAUCAAGUAAUGGGGGAACCAUCCUUCUGUGCAGUAAAAUACUAGUUGUCGCCUGCUUGCAAUGUCUUAAAUUUGUAACAUUAUUGAACAAGGUCUCGCGCCUUCUCUUUCCCUGUCCUUUUCAGCAGACCCUUGAUCUGUUAUGACAUAGGCAACCCAAACAUUUCCAACUAUAUACGAAUGCGUUAUUGACCUAGAGAAAAACCGACACACACACACACACACUAAUGGUCAUGCACACACCACAUCACAUUCAAAAAGUAAGAAAUGGCCCAAUGAGCUGUCUGGCGAUACACUUUAAUGGCCAAUUCUUUCAUUCUAGAAAGCAAUUGUUUACAUUUUCUUUCUGCAACGAUCAGCCUGACCACAUUUCCACUGACCAUUAACCACAUUACCGAUCUUUCAGGUUCUCCCCUACUGCGACUGUUUAAACUGAGUAUAAAUAUAGAGGAUCCGUUCACUCCCUUUCUUGCAUCUUAUUAUUUUAUUUUAUUUGGUUCUUUCUUCUAUACUUCGUCGUCCAUUUUUGUUGUAUAUAUUUAUCUCAAUAGACAUAGAUAUUUAUAAACUGAGGAAUUUUAUUUAAUGUGUGUAGCAAUGAUGGGUCUAUGUUUUAAUUACUAAUUAGUUUUAUAAAUUAUUUUUUUGUAGUAAAAAAAAACAAGGUUUAAUCCUUCCAUUUUCUUCAAGUUAUCAUUGUGAAUAAUAGUUUUAGUUCUAGAAAGAAAAGACAAAUUGAACUUGUUAACUUGCUAACACUACCCUCACGUGACAACCCUAAUGUGGCCACGUACACUCGACGAUUGUCUUAAAGCCCAUCACAUGACAGCCUUCAUAUUGACGAAACAUCUCAAAGUCAUUUAUUUACUGUGUUGUAUGGUAUGUAUGUAAACGUUUUUUCAUUGCAAUGUUGUAAAUCGAGGCUCCAUAUCAUUUAAAGAGAAUUUUGGAACAUGUUUUGAAAUUGGAGCAUUUUCAAUGUCCAUAGCAGUUUGAGCUGAGCCCUAAAAUUAUUCAUUCAUGACCAUUAGCUUCUUGUUUCAAAACUUAAAUGUUCCUGUGUCUUCCUUAUCAACUGAAUCCUGUGGAUUCCUGUCGUUUUUAAUAUCCUACCUAACCAGCGUCAACUUACAUAUUUAAUAUUCAGCAAUCUCUACUUAGAAAGGACCGCUUUCUAAUAAUUUAAAAAUGAAUAUAAGGAGAGAUAAUCCAAUUUGCUGAAAGGACUUCAGGAAUUAAACUAAUCACAGUUAUUGGCCUUAUAACGACAUGUUUACAACGAACUGUUUACUUUGUUUCAUUAAAAUCUAAACACUAUACAAAGAUGGAUAAAGUGUGGGUAGAAAUGAUCUGCUGUCUUGAAGGAACGUCUGCAAUCUGUAAAUGAGAUUUAAAAAAGAAAUUGAAGCUAUACAUCUAGAGCAGUGUAUCCUAAACUGUGUUCCGCGGAACCCUGAGUGUUCCGUUAGGCCUGAAAAGGUGUUCCACGAACUACUGGAAUAAUUAACAAGUAGGCCGCCACGUUAUUAAUCUCUUUGAAAAAAAAUAAGUAAAGUGUUCCGCUAAAUAUGCGAAGUGUCCCGUUAAGGAAAAAGUUUGGGAAACACUGAUCUGGAGUAUACUUGAUUUCUAAAGUGUUUAUAUAUUUUUAAUACAUAUUUUACAUACUCUGUACAUGAAAAUUAAUUCUUUUAUUUGAAAACUUAUCUUCAGAUGAAUGUCGCGAUAAUUUCUAGUUGUCGUAAUAUUUAAUUACCUCCUCUCUCACUCUCUCUCUCUCUCUCUUUAUUACUUACUCUCUGUUACUCUCUCAGAGAGUCUCUCUGUUUCUGUUAUACUCUCUCUUUUCUCUCUCUCUUUCUCUGUGUAUAUGUAAAUAGCUCUCUCGCUAUGCUCUAGAGAUUGAAACAUUUGAAACAAUGUUAUUAUAAGUCCGUGUUAACAACUCAUUGAUUGGUUUUAUGUCUUACAUUAUAACAUCGCGCAAAGAAAUACCUAUUCAUUAUUAAAAAAUGAAUUUUU